AGAUUUUUAUUCUGGUCAACUAAGAAUAAAGGGGUCAGGUCAACUCUGUUGCCACCUCGAUCUUUCGUUCCCAAAUCAAACCCUAGGUUUAUAUAAUGUAAAACCACCAGCUACCCUUCGCAAAUUUUCCUUUUAUGUUUCUGUAGAUCUCCUUCUCCACCAAACAGCUGCUUCGAGGUGUCAUCCUGCUUGUUGAAAUAGAAGCUUAGAUGGUUAUGGAAUCGAGAGAUGACGAAUAUUUGGAUUACUUAAAUGGUUUCUCUUUGGAGGACGAGAGCAUCUCGCCUCUCUUUGGUCCGGCUCCUGGUCUUACCAACGGAUACAGAUUCAGAAACGAACGUUUAGAUUUCAGUUUCUUAGAAAUGCCUAAAUCAGCACCAAAUCCCUGCACUUCAGAUCUAUCUCCAUGUGUUCCUUCAGCAUCUGACUAUCCCGAUGGGUUUGGUGACUGUGUCAUCAAGUUCAUAAACCAGAUGCUUGUGGAUGAGGACAUGGAGUCCAAACAAAGCAUGUUCCAUGAUCCGUUAGCUUUACUAGAAACCGAGAGAUCGUUCUACGAAGCCCUAGGUGAGCAAUACCCUCAUCCACAUGAAGAGAACUUUUUCAGUAGUAGUAUAAGUGAGUACAGUACAAACAGUAGCACAACUGGUAGCAACACCAAUGAUUCUCACUGGUCCGGUGGUGAUUCGCUCGAGACCAAAUCAUCAGCUGUACAAACUCCUUCUCUUGAAUACCCUUUGCUGUCUUCUUUCAGCUCUACCACCAGUGUUACUAACGAUGGCGCGUUUGACUCGUUGACGAGUGCACAGCUCGUCGAAAAUAUAUUCAGUGAUAGUGAGUCUGUGUUGCAAUUCAAUAAAGGGAUGGAGGAAGCUAGUAAAUUCAUUCCUUCGAUUAAACCGCUGGUAAUCGAUUUGGAUCAAUACAACUUGCCUUCACGUUCACGAGAUAACACGUCUUCGGAGGUUACGGUUAUCAAGGAAGAGAUUGUGGAGACCGAUAAUAACUCAUACAGGGGAAGAAAACAUUACCAAAUUGAGGAUAACGGUUACGAGGAAGAAAGAAGUAGCAAGCAAUCUGCGAUUUAUGUCGAAGAAGUUGUAUCUGAAAUGUUUGAUAGAGUUGCUCUCUGUACCGAUCCCGGUGGUCCGUCAAUGUCUGCUUGUGAAGAACCACCUAAAUCCGUAACGAAGAAAUUUCAGAAAGGUCAAUCGUACGGGAAUAGCAGCGGUUGGAUUACGCGUUCAUGGGGAGGAAGUUCAGGCGAGCUUAUGGAUGUCAGGACUCUGUUGGUCAACUGUGCACAGUCGGUUGCUGCUAAUGACCGUUUGACUGCGAUAGACCAGUUGAAACAAAUAAGACAACAUGCUUCUCCUGUAGGUGAUGCUCCACAACGCUUAGCUCAUAUCUUUGCUACUGGGCUCGAGGCCCGCUUAGCUGGCACUGGUUCUCAGCUUUACGCUACCAAAAGUGCCAUGACGAUCUCAGCUGCUGAAAAGUUAAAAGCAUAUCAAGUUUGUCUUUCUGUCUGCCCGUUCGAGAAAAUCGCCAUUUUUUUUGCUAAUAAAUUGCUAUACGAUGUAGCUUUUACGUCAUCCACCCUUCAUAUUAUCGAUUUUGGUAUUGCGUACGGUUUCCAGUGGCCGGUUCUUAUUAAACAUCUUUCACAGAGGCCCGGUGGGCCACCUAAGCUACGGAUUACCGGAAUCGAGCUCCCGAAACCUGGUUUUAGGCCAGCUGAAGGGGUACAGGAAACCGGGCGGCGUUUGGCUGAUUUUUGCGCGAAAUAUAACGUCCCGUUUGAGUAUAACGCGAUAGCAACUCAUCACUGGGAGUCUAUUAAAGUUGAAGAGUUAAAGCUUCAGAGAAACGAGUGCCUUGCUGUUAACACUGUAAUUCGAUUCAAGAACUUGCUUGACGAAUCAGUUACGGUUGAUAGCCCGCGUGACGGUGUUUUGAAACUGAUAAGAGAUAUGAAACCCGACAUUUUUGUUCAAACUGUAGCAAAUGGAUCUUACAACUCGCCGUUUUUCGUCCCACGUUUCAAGGAAGCUCUUUUUCAUUUUUCUUCUAUGUUUGAUAUGUUCGAUGCUACAUUAGACCGUAAUGAUGAACAACGGCUGAAUUUCGAAAAGGAGUUUUUUGGGCGUGAAGCUAUAAACGUGAUUGCAUGUGAAGGUGCCGAGCUGGUUGAGCGGCCUGAGACGUACAAGCAGUGGCAAGAACGACUCUCACGGGCUGGGUUCAAGAUCAAACCGCUGAACCAUGAAAUUGUGUCGAAACUGAGGGCUAGUAUGAAAUCAGGGUAUCAUAGAGAUUUUGUGUUUGAUGAAGACGGUGAAUGGGUGUUACAGGGGUGGAAAGGUCGGAUUUUGAUGGCUAGUUCGUGUUGGGUGCCUGCAUAGGAAGCCUUGUUUGAUCUGAUAUGUUAUGGUAUAUGCUAAUGUACUAGGAUUGUUGUAGAAACGUAAUCAACUGUAACUGAAGUUUUGUCUGUAAGUUAUCUCGGUUUGUAGUUUGUUUUAGACUUUUAGAUAGGGGUGUGCAUGGUUCGGUUAUUAGCAUUAACUGAAACCAUUACCGAAGUUAUCAAUUAAUCGGUUAAUUUAUGGGUUUUUGGUUCCGUUAAUAACCAAACCAAACAAGGGCCAAGUUUUUUACUUA
Molecule: messenger RNA, 2664 nt
Organism: Helianthus annuus (common sunflower)
Lineage: Eukaryota; Viridiplantae; Streptophyta; Magnoliopsida; Asterales; Asteraceae
Product: scarecrow-like protein 14
Exons: 2
Coding region: 210-2405 (731 amino acids)
Biological process (GO): regulation of DNA-templated transcription
Cellular component (GO): nucleus
Molecular function (GO): sequence-specific DNA binding; DNA-binding transcription factor activity
Source: RefSeq, a predicted model, not a curated record